AUAUUACUCGAGAUUCUCGCACUGCUAGCUGAGGGGUCAGUAUUUAAUGUCAGCUAACGCAUUCAAGCUUGUUUGAGAACCAGUGUCGGAAUGUUUACCUAACUGGUUUCGAGUGUUUGUACCAGUGUAGCGCUUGUACGGGGUAAAUAAACGUUCAGUUUAACGUGAGAGAGACUGGGAAGAGUACGUUUCGGUGCACAAUUGUGUUUUUGUGCAGCAUGUGGUCAAAUACAGACCUCGACGCUAACGCCAACGGUCUACUGACCACUGGAGAUGCCACUUUAGACAAACUGGUUAAUCAGUGGAUCAGCUGGGAUCAGAAUGUAGCAACACUUGCACAGAUUAAAAGUCUGGUCCAGGAAACCCGUAUAGAGGAACUCCGGAGAAGGCUGUGCUCACGGAUGACUUUUGGAACAGCUGGACUAAGAGCAGCUAUGGGAGCUGGAUUUUCUCGUGUCAAUGAUCUCACUGUCAUCCAGUCAUCACAGGGGAUGUAUGUAUACUUGGCUAAAUGUUUUCCUGAUCUGAGGACCAGAGGUUUGGUGGUUGGUUACGACACACGAGCACAAGAAUGCAGUGGCUGCACCAGUGAACGGCUUGCAAGUUUGACUGCAGCAGUCAUGCUUAGUAAGGAUGUUCCAGUUUAUCUGUUUUCAACAUAUGUGCCUACCCCAUUUGUGCCAUAUGCAGUAAAAAAGUUGGGAGCUGCUGCAGGUGUAAUGAUUACUGCCUCUCACAACAGAAAAGAGGAUAAUGGAUACAAGGUGUACUGGGAGAACGGUGCACAGAUUUCUUCACCUCAUGAUAAGGAGAUACUACAUUGUAUAGAACAAAAUGCAGAGCCCUGGGCUGAGUCUUGGGAUCAAGACCUGGCUAAGAGAAGCUCAUUAAGGACUGAUCCACUGAAAGAUAUUUGCUGCUGGUACAUGGAGGAGCUCAGUACUCUCUGCUUCCACAGGUACUGUCUAACACCACUGCUGGAAAAAGUUUAUACAGCAUGUCAAUUAGAGUUGUACAUCUUUUGUUCUAGAGAGCUCAACACACAGUCUCCCUUGAGGUUUGUGCAUUCAUCCUUUCAUGGAGUUGGACAUGCCUAUGUCCAGGAGGCAUUUCAGCAAUUUGGCUUUCGACCUCCUAUCCCUGUACCAGAGCAGAUGAACCCAGAUCCAGACUUUUCUACUGUCAGCUGCCCUAACCCUGAAGAGGGAGAGUCAGUUUUGGAGCUGUCUCUUCGCCUGGCUGAGAGAGAAGGAGUCAGGAUUGUGCUGGCCACAGACCCUGAUGCUGAUCGCCUGGCUGUUGCAGAGCAGUGUGACAAAUGUGGCUGGAAAUUUUUUACUGGAAAUGAGUUGGCUGCAUUGCUGGGCUGGUGGAUGCUACUAAACUGGAAGGAGUCUCACCCAGAUCCAGCUGAGAUUGAGAGUGUGUAUAUGCUGGCUACAGCAGUCUCCUCUAGAAUCCUCAAGACCAUGUCGGAGAAGGAGGGCUUCCAUUUUGAGGAAACACUACCUGGCUUCAAAUGGAUUGGAAAUAGAAUCCACGAGUUAGCUAAAACAGGAAAGGAGGUCAUUUUUUCCUUUGAGGAGUCCAUUGGCUUUCUGUGCGGGAGAAUGGUCCCUGACAAGGAUGGAGUUAGUGCUGCUGUAGUUGUUGCUGAGAUGGCAGUGUAUUUGCAUACCAAACAUGUAACACUUAAACAGCAACUUCAAAACAUCUAUGAAACUUACGGCUACCACAUUUCAAGAACUUCUUAUGUUAUCUGCAAUGAUCCCCCGACAGUCAAGAGAAUAUUUUAUCGUUUACGCAACUUUGACGGCGAGGGUGUUUACCCGAAGAAGUGUGGUGGAUACAACAUCGCACACAUCAGAGAUGUGACUACAGGUUAUGACAGCAGCCAACCUGACAAAAAAUGUGUCCUACCAGUAUCCAAAAGCAGCCAAAUGGUGACAUUCACAUUUCAGAAUGGUAUUGUUGCCACCCUUAGGACUAGUGGCACAGAGCCCAAAAUCAAGUACUAUACAGAGUUCUGUGCACCACCUGGAAAAAGAGAUAUCUCAAGUCUUGAAGAAGAGUUAGCAAAUGUGACCUCUGCUCUGCUGGAGGAGUAUCUGGAGCCUGAGAAGAACAAUCUGAUCCUCAGAGCAAUAUAGCUCUGCAGUUCAAAGAGCAAUUGUGGAGGUGUCUUUGCGGGUUAGUUUCAUCUUAAUAUUAUUUCAGUGUCUGGAAUGUUAUCUCUUACUAUAAAAUGAUUUCCAGGUUUAUUUAUUUUAUUGUUGCAAAUGUCUUAGUUUUGAAACAUUACAGGCUACAGGCAUACAUAUUUCUGCCAUUAUGAUUUAUGUAUCUUGUCAGUUAUAGUGUCAUUAUGUUGAAAUGUGUCUUUGUUCAAUAAACCACAAGGCUUUAUCCCUUCCAUAAUAUUUUGGUUAAUUAUAAGAUACAAACAAAGCAAUUGUCCUGAUAUGAAAUGUCAUUUUCUGUCUUAUGAUGUGAUGUACCUGUGGUUGUAAUAAUGACCUAGGUGAUUUGUCAUUCACAACUUAGUGUUCCACUGAAAUUAAAAGCUGAUUCAUUCUGCCAUAACUGGCCAGCGUGCUACUGCGACAAUAUAAUAUGACACUACGCUGCUUUGCUGCUUUAUAGACUGAGCCCAUUUUUCAGUGGAAACAUCUAGGAUUAACUAGUAAAUUUUAAUUCAGUGAUGGUUGAAUUAACAUAUUUUUUAUCCCAUACUAAAUACAUGAAAAGUGUAGAUUUUGGUUGCAAACAUUAUCCAAUGUAGUAUACUGUAAACUGCGUGCACCAAGGAUUUGGGAUAGUCAGUUCCAGAAUGUGAUGGAAUGCAGGGUUAAAUAAAUGAACAGAUUUUACUUCACUGUCCCAAAUUCCUAAGUAUACAUUUUGGUGUUAUUAAUAAUUCUUGGACAGGUACAAUUUUGUAGAAGACUGGGUAUGUAGAUUAGGUAUAAAUUCCUACACAAUUCAGAAAAGGGAUGACCCCAAAAUGUGUUUACUGCUGUUAAAGAACAAAUGUGAAAUUGAUUCCUUAUCAGCACUCGGGUGAUUAUUUGAAAUGGCACUGUAAUGGAACAUGUUGGUUGAGCUUGAUGUUUGCAUACAAGAAAUUAAUAAGGCAGGAAGAUUGUUGCUGCUUUCAGUGUCUUGAAUUUUUUAUGUAGUAUUCAGCUUGCACUACAGAUAUCUAUUUUUUUUAAGCCACAAAUAAAUAUGGCCAAGAAAUGUUGAUAGACUGAAUAUUUAUUUUGUGUAUUCUUCACAUUAUACAUAUGGGCAGAAAGAAUGUAAUGUUGGCAUUGUAAAGUGUUUUAAGCAAAUCAAGAAAGAAUAUUUUCUUUAUAGUACUAUUCAUGAGUACAAAUUGAAUUAUUUAUUUGUGGUGAUACUCCAGAUAUAUUUAAUAUAUUGCAUUUGUUUCAUUUACCAGUUCAAGUGAACUGUAUUGAAUUAAAGAAAAUCUCCAAAUCAAACUGUAGUCAAAGAGUAGGUUUUUUUUUUAAAAGUAUAUUACAGAACCUGCGGAAAUGUAUUUUGACUCUGUUUUACUAAAACUUUAAAUAAAACUUUAAAUAUUACAAAAUA
Molecule: messenger RNA, 3600 nt
Organism: Hemibagrus wyckioides
Lineage: Eukaryota; Metazoa; Chordata; Actinopteri; Siluriformes; Bagridae
Gene: pgm2l1
Product: phosphoglucomutase 2-like 1
Exons: 13
Coding region: 219-2150 (643 amino acids)
Biological process (GO): carbohydrate metabolic process
Molecular function (GO): glucose-1,6-bisphosphate synthase activity; intramolecular phosphotransferase activity
Source: RefSeq, a predicted model, not a curated record